Messenger RNA from Helianthus annuus (common sunflower), 570 nucleotides. RefSeq names its product homeobox protein 10-like. The transcript has a single exon. Gene Ontology annotation, molecular function: nucleic acid binding; zinc ion binding. Lineage: Eukaryota; Viridiplantae; Streptophyta; Magnoliopsida; Asterales; Asteraceae. The coding region runs from base 1 to 570 and encodes 189 amino acids. The record is from RefSeq and is a predicted model, not a curated record.
AUGGUAACUGCGGCAAAGCCCACAACGAUCACUCAUGCUGUAACCCUGGCUGUCAGCCUUACUGAGGAUGUUGUCCGUAUGAAGAAGUUAUCGCUGAACCCUACUCCGAAAACCGAGACGCAUGCUGAGUCAUCUGGUGACAAGAAGAGGAAGCAUUCGAAUCUAAAUCAAGCAACGCGUAACAACAACAAGGGCUCCAGCAAUAAGAAACGUGAACCCAAUCCACCCAAGGAAACAAAAGCUCUUGCAGCUAUGAAUGACGCACCUCCUAGAGGAUACCAGGGAACUCUGCCCAAAUGCAAUCAGUGCAAGCGUCAUCAUGAAGGAGUUUGUCGCAUUCCAAAAUGUGACAAGUGCGAAAAACUGGGUCACCGCACCGAGAACUGUCGGGGAAAAGGAAAUGGUAAUAGAAACGGGAAUGGAAACCGAAACGGUGCUGGUAAUGUGAAUGGUAAUGGAAAUGGUAACCGAAAUGGUAAUGGAGCUGGGCAGAACCAAGGAUGCUUCGGAUGUGGUAGUAAGGAGCAUUUCAAGAAAGAUUGCCCAAGGGAGAACAACGCUCAAGCCUGA